AUGUCGUCUGUGGUGUCCAACGUGAUGAAGGUGUUGCCGGUGUUCUACUCGGACACGGCGACGAUGGAGAAGGCUCGUGACUUCUGGGAGCUGUUCGAAGCUCACACGGCCCACCUGCCUGAUCAGUCACGGUUGCUGGUGUUUCGCCAGAAGCUCAAAGGGAGGCCUGCGGAACGGUGGUGGAACAAUUCUACCAUUGAGACUUUCGCUACGCUGAAAGUACGGUCCCACAACCAAUUCCUGAGCAGAACGGCUGAUGAGCUGUGGGAACGGCUACAGACUACGAAGCGUGAACGCGUUGAGUCCAUGGAGGAGUGGGGCGAUCGCGUCUCCGACAUCUGCGACUCGCUGGACUAUCCGAACCCGCAGAUGAGGUACCAGUUGUUCCGACGCGGGCUACGCAACAAGCGUAUGCUCGCCACGCUCGACUCGGGACCGGCUCGAGACAUUCCCGAGGCUUGUGAGUGGCUGCUGGCCAAGGAAAUGUCCCGUCCCAUAGAAGAAGACGACGAGUUCCUCGAAGACAAGAAGGUGGCGGGCUCGGCCUCGAGCCUGGCGACGGCGACGGCGGCCGCUUCCGAGACCUCGACGAAGCUGGACAAGCUCGCGGAGACGAUGACCACGUUCAUGACCCAGCAGCAGCAGUGGCAGCAGCAGAUGAUGCGGAACGAGUGGCAGCCGCCGCGCUCGCCAAGGAAGCGCAUGCUGCAUGUGUCGGCCACGACUUCGAGUCCCGGCUCGGGCGGAAACGCUCCACCUGGGAACGGUCGACCGCGAGGGAUUCGUAAGGGUGCUGAUUCACGGACGCAAGAAGGAGCGCCCGUGUGCGGACGGUGUGGCUACGUGGGCCAUUCACCCGAGACUUGUCGACGACAAGUGAUGAUAUGCAACCAGUGUGGAGAACUUGGACACAUCGCCGUGGAAUGCGAGGACGGACCCAGUCGCGGCCGGACCGGUGGUCAGGCUUCCGUGGCCAGAAACGGUGGCCGAGGGCCAGUGAAGUGCGGGUUUUGCAAGGAGGACGGUCACUCGUUCGCUGGGUGCCCCGAAGUGGCGGCGCUCCGAGAUCUGGCCGUGAGUCUGCGAGAAGCUGCGCAGACGUCUCCGCCUCAAUGA
Molecule: messenger RNA, 1116 nt
Organism: Phytophthora sojae
Lineage: Eukaryota; Oomycota; Peronosporomycetes; Peronosporales; Peronosporaceae
Exons: 1
Coding region: 1-1116 (371 amino acids)
Molecular function (GO): zinc ion binding; nucleic acid binding
Source: RefSeq, a predicted model, not a curated record